AUGCAUGGAGACAGAAAAGUGUUCGGGACCAUCUGUCCAAACACAGUGGCACCUCAUCAGAACCAAGACAGAAGACACCCAGCAGCUAAAAAGGUACAGAGACGAUUAACCCUGCACGGCUAUGGUACAUCUGCUGGUCAAUACUCAUUUUACCAGUGGUGGAAAAAGUACUCAAUUGUCAUACUUGAGUAAAAGUAAAGAUACCUUAAUAGAAAAUGACUCAAGUAAAAGUGAAAGUCACCCAGUAAAAUACUACUUGAGUAAAAGUCUAAAAGUAUUUGGUUUUAAAUAUACUUAAGUAUCAAAAGUAGCCUAAAUGUAAUUGCUAAAAUAUAGGCCUACUUAAGUAUCAAAAGUAAAAGGAUAAAUAAUUUCGAAUUCCUUAUAUUAAGCAAACCAGACGGAACAAUUUUCUUGUUUUAUUAAUAUACAGAUAGCCAGGGGCACACUCCAACACUCAGACAUCAUUUACAAACGAAGCAUUUGUGUUUAGUGAGUCCACCAGAUCAGAGGCAGUAGGGAUGACCAGGGAUGUUCUCUUGAUAAGUGUGUGAAUUAGACCAUUUUCCUGCCCUGCUAAGCAUUCAAAAUGUAACAUACUUUUGGGUGUCAGGGAAAAUGUAUGGAGUAAAAAGUACAUUAUUGUGUUUAGGAGUGUAGUGAAGUAAAAGUAAAAGUGGUAAAAGUUAUAAAUAUUAAAGUAAAGUACAGAUACAAAAAAAAAAAACUACUUAAGGAGUACUUUCAAGUAUUUUUACUUAAGUACUUAACAGCGCUGCAUUUUAUACAUGACGCAUGGAUGGCAAUUUAUGCAUUGUUUGUAUGUAGGCCUAUCUAAUGUUAUUAAAGACAUUGCGAAACUAAUGUUUCUUAUCCACAGGGCAGACCGAGGCUCCCCAGGAGUAGCAGCCCGGUCGCAGUGUAUGUGGACCGGAAUCCCUGCAUCGUUGAAGAUGGUAGGUGGACCAUGGGCAUAUUGCUCAGACUAUAUGCACGUUCUUUACAUUGUUUUGUCUAAUAUACAAAUUCAGAGUAUAAUGUGUCAUAAAUUAAUAUAUAUUUUUGUCAUUUCUAUUUGGUUAUGUUUUGUAGCAUUCGCAACGAUAGCAUGGGAUGACUUGGAGGAAUGCGCGUCCGUGAUGAGGCGCGAGAGCGACUCCCUGGGUUUCCAGGUAAAAUUACACCCACACACACACACGCACAAACACACACACACACACACACACACACACACACACACACACAACACACACACACACACACACAUACACACACACACACACACACACACACACAACAUACACACACACAGAGAGAGAGAGAGGUGAGAGAGGAGGUGAGAGUGAGACGCCCCCCUUGCGUGAGAGAGUGAGAGAAGAGAGAGAGAGGAGAGCGAGAGAGAGAGACAGGAGAGAGAGAGAGAGAGCGAGAGAGAGAGGAGAGAGGAGAGAGCGAGAGAGAGAGAGAGAGAGAGAAUGAAAGAUGCACAUACACACCGACAAGUUGCACGGUAGAGGAUUAACCGUUUCCAUGGUGAUAUGAUAGCUCCAUACUACACCAGUCACCCGCUCACCGGCGGCCUGUUAAUAUUUGACAGACAGGUUAGCAGUGGAGCGUGCUGAAAUCUCGCGCCAAUGACGGUGUAGUUGGCUCGUGCCACGCACCUAUAGAAAAACACUCCAUAGUCGACAACCUGCCUACCAAAGCUAGUCCUAACAAACUCAUUUUCAACACCUACACAGCAACAUGAGCACCCAGACAUGCGCCUCAAUAUAUUUACCGUGCUGGGAUUUCAGUUGGGAUUUCCAGGUAACCGCGCUCCUUCUUGUUAAUUUGAGUAUGCUAUAACCUCUAGAAUCUAGCCUGUGCAAUUUCAGCUUGUUCGGUGUGAAUGAGGCUAUACGCUUUGUGUGUGUGUAUCCAACAGGUGAACGACUCUGACGGAGACGACCAGGAAUUCGGUGAAUAUGCCCUGGACUUCAUAGCUGGUAAGAACAUUGAUUCAAAUCAUUCAGAGGAACAACAAAGUAUAGCCUAAUCGUUGUGAUCUGUAUUGAUGAUUGAUGAGGAGGCUAGGAUAUAGAUUGCGAAUUAUGUUUUAGGUAAAUAUAGAGUCCUCUUCAAUGUUGUUUUGAUUUAUUUAGAUCAAUAGAUACAUUGAUUUAUUAGGUACAUGCCCUGAAGAAAAAUUGUGUGCUUGCUUCACCUGUGUAAUUUUUUUUAUUUUUUAUUAUAUUAAGCUCCUCUCCCAUUCUCGCAUAUAUUAUAUUAAGCUCCUCUCCCAUUCUCCCAUAUAUUAUAUUAAGCUCCUCUCCCAUUCUCCCAUAUAUUAUAUUAAGCUCCUCUCCCAUUCUCCCAUAUAUUAUAUUAAGCUCCUCUCCCUUUCUCCCAUGUAUUAUAUUAAGCUCCUCCCCAUUCUCCCAUAUAUUAUAUUAAGCUCCUCUCCCAUUCUCGCAUAUAUUAUAUUAAGCUCCUCUCCCAUUCUCAAUCAAUCAAUCAAUUUUAUUUUAUAUAGCCCUUCUUACAUCAGCUAAUAUCUCGAAGUGCUGUACAGAAACCCAGCCUAAAACCCCAAACAGCUAGUAAUGCAGGUGUAGAAGCACGGUGGCUAGGAAAAACUCCCUAGAAAGGCAAAACCUAGGAAGAAACCUAGAGAGGAACCAGGCUAUGAGGGGUGGCCAGUCCUCUUCUGGCUGUGCCGGGUGGAGAUUAUAACAGAACCAUGCCAAGAUGUUCAAAAAUGUUCAUAAGUGACAAGCAUGGUCAAAUAAUAAUCAGGAAUAAAUCUCAGUUGGCUUUUCAUAGCCGAUCAUUAGAGUUUAAAACAGCAGGUCUGGGACAGGUAGGGGUUCCAUAACCGCAGGCAGAACAGUUUAAACUGGAAUAGCAGCAAGGCCAGGCGGACUGGGGAUAGCAAGGAGUCACCACGGCCGGUAGUCCCGACGUAUGGUCCUAGGGCUCAGGUCUCUCAGUUGGCUUUUCAUAGCCGAUCAUUUAGAGUUGAAAACAGCAGGUCUGGGACAGGUAGGGGUUUCGUAGCCGCAGGCAGAACAGUUGAAACUGGAAUAGCAGCAAGGCCAGGCGGACUGGGGGCAGCAGGGUGUCAUCAUGCCCGGUAGUCCUGACGUAUGGUCCUAGGGCUCAGGUUCUCAGAGAGAAAGAGAGAACGAGAGAAUUAGAGAGAGCAUACUUAAAUUCACACAGGACACUGGAUAAGACAGGAGAAGUACUCCAGGUAUAACCAACUAACCCAAAUGAAAAUCUCCUAUUCUCCCAUGUAGACUCUCCAGCCACAUUGGAGCGCAGUCUGUCUCCAGCCGAUCUGGUGGCCUUCCAAGGGUGUAUCAUCCCUCCUCUCACCCCCCAGCGGGAGCCCUCUCCAGAGGGCCAGGACCAGCAGGGCUACCCUUCCUCAGACCCAGGCCUCGGCCAGCAUCAGGCCCAGGAUGGGAUACUCUGGAGGGGCAUUGCUCAGCACCACACCAGGGUCCUGGGACACACACUGGAGACCAACAGCCAGGUACAGACAGACAGGCAGGCAGGCAGGAAGACAGCUGUUUCAUUUUUACGUUUGAGUCCUUUAGCAGACGCUCUUAUCCAAAGCGACUUACAGUUAAUGCAUUCAUCCUAAGAUAGCUAGGUGAGACAACCACAUAACUCAAUCAUAGUCAACUUCCUUAAAGUAGUUAUCAGGCAGGCAGGCAGGCACACAGCCCUUGUGUGACAAGGCGUGCAGGAAGAAGUUUAUCUGAAUCUGCGGUUAAUUGGCAUGUGUCUCGAUGUAGACUCACUGGGUGUGCUGUCAUGUUUACACAACAGAUGUUCUACAGAAAGAUAGUUUCCUGUUUGCUGCUCUUAGUAGUCAACAGCGAGCACACAUUACCUUUUUUAUUUCUGCAACGUUCUUCUUUGCUGUCAAACUCCUGUGGAAGGUUAGAUGUGAUUAAAACACUGUCACUCUGUUUUCAUCAUUUCAGUAACAUAUUCUGUCCUCUUGUCUUUCCCCAGCUUCACCUGACCGUGAGCAGGAGACAGGAGGAGAUUAAUGCUCUGCAGCAACGCAAUGUCCACCUCAGAGAACUGGCCAUCAGAGCUAAACACCUAGCCUCUGUACUGGAUGUAAGUCAGGAGACUGGAAACACACACGUGCGCGGACACACAUUCACAUGAAUAAACACACCAGAUGAUCACUCAACUACAUAAAACUAUAGUACCUGGUUGCAACCAAAUCUCUCUCUCUCUCUCUCUGUCUCUCACUGUCUCUCUCUCAGAAGCUGAUGAUGGUGAAUGAACCGUCAUGUUUUCGACAACCCCCAACUUCCCCCUGUGACGAACCCCCCAUGUCAACGAUCCCAUGUAAGAGGCAGCGUCUGGACAACACCUGUGACGACACAUCGCCCCCUGGGUGUGUGGAAGACAUCCUACGGGAUGUCAGCGAGCGCUGCAACACCGUCCUGCACCACAGCACCGCUCAACCACCUCGUCCCCAGGAUAGGGACCCAGAGAGAAUACUGAUGUUUGGGGUGUUCUCUGGACUGCAGACAUCCAGGACCACAGGUGGCCCUGUGGUGAGCAUGGAGGGCGCAGAGGCAGGAGAGAGCAGUAGUGACUCGUCUUUCAGGACUUCAAUUAGAGAACACUGUACGAUCAGGACUCAGACCUUCCCUCACGGACAUGCCUUCACCUCCAGGACGACCCAGGGAGGGUACCGCUUCCGCUGGGUUCCCAGACAGAGCUAGCCCUUACAUUUUACAUUUUAGUCAUUUAGCAGACGCUCUUAUCCAGAGCGACUUACAGUUAGUGAGUGCAUACAUCAUUUUUUUUUAUACUGGCCCCCCAUGGGAAUCAAACCCACAACCCUGGCGUUGCAAAUGCCAUGCUCUUCCAAAUGAGCUACAUCCCUGCCAGCCAUUCCCUCCCCUACCCUGGACGACGCUGGGCCAAUUGUGCGCCGCCCCAUGCGUCUCCCGGUCGCGGCCGGCUACGACAGAGCCUGGAUUCGAACCAGGAUCUCUAGUGGCACAGCUAGCACUGCGAUGCAGUGCCUUAGACCACUGCGCCACUCGGGAUAGCAGCACUGGGUUCCCAGACAGAGCUGGCCCUUAGCAGCACUGGGUUCCCAGACAGAGCUAGCCCUUAGCAGCACUGGGUUCCCAGACAGAGCUAGCCCUUAGCAGCACUGGGUUCCCAGACAGAGCUAGCCCUUAGCAGCACUGGGUUCCCAGACAGAGCUAGCCCUUAGCAGCACUGGGUUCCCAGCCAGAGCUAGCCCUUAGCAUUACCCUGCUAAUUAGCAUUAGCACUGAGCUAGAGCGAUGUUGAACAUGUUAUCAGAGGCUGUAGUAGGUGCUGCUGUUAUUAGACUGCUAGCUUCGACUAAAUACUACCUACACUAUAUAUAAGGACCCAUACACAAAAAAAAAUGUAUGCACGCAUGACUGUAAGUCGCUUUGGAUAAAAGCGUCUGCUAAAUGGCAUAUUAUAUUAUUAUUAUUAUAAGUAUGUUGUCACCCCUUCAUUAGUGGAUUCGGCUAUUUCAGCCACAUCCAUUGCUGACAGGUGUAUAAAAUCGAGCACACAGCCAUGCAAUCUCCAUAGACAAACAUUGGCAGUAGAAUGGCCCGUACUGAAGAGCUCAGUGACUUUCAACGUGGCACCGUCAUAGGAUGCCACCUUUCCAACAAGUCAGUUCAUAACAUUUCUGCCCCGCUAGAGCUGCCCCGGUCAACUGUAAGUGCUGUUAUUGUGAAGUGGAAACGUCUAGGAGCAACAACGGCUCAGCCGUGAAGUGGUAGGCCACACAAGCUCACAGAACGUGACCGCCGAGUGCUGAAGCGCCUAGCGCGUAAAAAUCUUGGUUGCAACACUCACUACUGAGUUCCAAACUGCCUCUGGAAGCAACGUUAGCACAACAACUAUUCGUCAGGAGCUUCAUGAAAUGGGUUUCCAUGGCCGAGCAGCCACGCACAAGCCUAAGAUCACCAUGCAACAAUGCCAAGCGUCGGCUGGAGUGGUGUAAAGCUCGCCGCUAUUGGACUCUGGAGCAGUGGAAAUGCAUUCUCUGGAGUGAUGAAUCAAGCUUCAUCAUCUGGCAGUCUGAUAGAUUAAUCUGGGUUUAGCGGAUGCCAGGAAAACGCUACCUGCUCCAAUGAAUAGUGCCAACUGUAAAGUUUGGUGGAGGAGGAGUAAUGAUCUGGGGCUGUUUUUCAUGGUUCGGGCUAGGCCCCUUAGUUCCAAUGAAGGGAAAUCUUAACGCUACAUCAUACACUGACAUUCUAGACGAUUAUGUGCUUCCAACUUUGGGGCAACAGAUUGGGGAAGGCCCUUUCCUGUUUCAGCAUGACAAUGCCUCGUGCACAAAGCGAAGUCCAUACAGAAAUGGUUUGUCGAGAUCGGUGUGGAAGAACUUGACUGGCCUGCACAGAGCCCUGACCUCAACCCCAUCAAACACCUUUGGGAUGAAUUGGAACGCCGACAGCGAGCAAGGCCUAAUCGCCCAACAUCAGUGCUCAACCUCACUAAUGCUAUUAUGGCUGAAUGGAAGCAAGUCCCCGCAGCAAUUUUCCAACAUCUAGUGGAAAGCCUUCCCAGAAGAGUGGAAGCUGUUAUAGCAGCAAAGGGGGGACCAACUCCAUAUUAAUGCCCAUGAUUUUGGAAUUAGAUGUCCACGAGCAGGUGUCCACAUACUUUUGGUAAUGUAGUGUAUAUCUCAGGGUUGGCCAACCCUCCUUAUCUGAGCAGUACGCUGCCUACAUGCUCAGAUAAUUCAACAUUGUAAAUCACUUUGUGUGUGUGUACAGCAAGCCAAAAGCUUUUGGCACUGGCAGUAUAUUCUUUAAUCAGUGCAUUGAUCUAAGUAUGGUCAAUUCAUUUUUCUAACUACCGUGGUCAACCAACAAAUCAACAAAUCAACAAACCAACAAAUCAACAAAUCAAGUAGAAUGGUUGUCUAUAGGCCCAAUGGUACCGUCCGCCUCAGGUAUCCUAGCACGGUGAGCUAAUUAGCCUUGGCUAACUAAAUAUACUUCCGGAGCAAUUUGUUUACACUGUGUUUUUGUUUAUUCUAUCUUUCUGUUGGCGUUGCUCCGUGCGCGUGUUGAAACUCCUCAGGGAUCCAGGUGGACAACGGAACACCUCACCCACACACCUUACCCAAUGUCUAAAUACGCACGUUGUCAGUUUGUUGUAUGUAAUAAAGAUGAUAUUUUGAAUAAAUGUUGUCAUAUACAUAAUGAUUUCUGUAUAGAUUAAAGGGGCACUCUGCAUUUGCUUCAUCCAUUAAUGAAAUGUACCCAUUUGAUUCUUGAAGAAUAUAACUUAUAAAUGCCACAGUUCAUCUGUCAUACUCCCAUCAGAACCCAAAAUAGAAGCUUGUUUCUCUCCAAUGUUUAUAAACAAAGUAAAUGUAAACAAACACUGUAUAGCCUCAAAACAUGGUUAAAACUAUCAUCUUGAUAUCAUGGAUGGUCAGUCCUUGCAUCCAUAGCUCUGUCUAUGAAUUUGAGAGUGGUUACAUUUCUCCAGCCCCAUCCCUCUGCUUUGUACCUAAACAGGGGUAGGAAGGACGUUUUGUUACUGUUUCAACUGCUUAUUGACGUUUAAAUUAGGAUUUAAGGGAUACCAAAGGUAAAGGAAUGGAAGUAAAGGAAUAGAAAGUAACAGUUUAUUUUUAUGUUUGUUUGGGGCUUUCCUUUCCAUGUUUCAGGAGCAAAACCAAAGUGACCCCAGUGACCCUUGACCUGUAGGUCCUUCCUCUUCAUUUGUUCUGUCUGUCUGUGUUGUGGUGUGGUCUUGAAAGGGUCAAGACUUUUCAUUUUCUUGCCCUCCUCCACUAGUUCAUGGUGUAGUCGCUUGGGAUGAGCCUUGUCUUGAGUUGUGAAUCUGUAAAGCCUUGAUUCCAUGCAUCCUCUCUUCAACACACCUUCUCAACACAUCAGCAGGAUGAGGGAGGGUGAGGGAGAAUGAGGGAGGGUGAAGGGAGGGUGAGGGAGUGUGAAGGGGGGGUGAAGGGAGGGUGAAGGGGAGGGUGAGGGAGGGUGAAUGGAGGGUGAGGGAGGGGUGAAGGGAGGGUGGAGGGAGGGUGAAGGGAGGGUGAGGGAGGGGUGAAGGGAGGGUUGAAUGAGGGGUUGAGGGAUGGAAGGGAGGGUGAAGGGGAGGGUGAGGGGGUCUGAGGGGAAGGAAUGAGGGAGGGUGAAGGGAGGGUGAGGGAGGGUGAGGGAGAAUGGAGGGGGGUGGAAGGGAGGGUGAAGGAGGGUGAGGGAGGGUGAAGGGAGGGUGAAGGGAGGGUGAGGGAGGGUGAAUGGAGGGUGAGGGAGGGUGAAGGGGGGUGAGGGAGGGUGAAGGGAGGGUGAGGGAGGGUGAAGGGAGGGUGAGGGAGGGUGGGAAAGGGGGGGUGAGGGAGGGUGAGGAGGGUGAAGGGGAAGGGAGGUGAGGGAGGGUGAAGGGAGGGUGAGGGAGGGGUGAAGGGAGGGUGAGGGAGGGUGAGGGGAUGAGGGGGGGUGAAGGGAGGGUGAAGGAGGGUGAAGGGAGGGUUGAGGGUGAAGGGAGGGUGAAGGGAGGGUGAAGGAGGGUGAGGGAGGGUGAAGGGAGGGUGAGGGAGGGUGAGGGAGAAUGAGGGAGGGUGAAGGGAGGGUGAGGGAGGGUGAGGGAGAAUGAGGGAGGGGUGAAGGGAGGGUGAAGGAGGGUGAGGGAGGGUGUGAAGGGAGGGUGAAGGAGGGUGAGGGAGGGUGAAGGGAGGGUUGAAGGGAGGGUGAGGGAGGGUGAAGGGGGGGUGAAGGGAGGGUGAGGGAGGGUGAGGGAGGGUGAAUGGAGGGUGAGGGAGGGAUGAAGGGAGGGUGAGGGAGGGUGAGGGAGGGGUGAGGGAGGUUGUGGGUGGGUGAAGGGGGGGUGAAGGGAGGGUGAGGGGGGGUGAAGGGAGGUGGGGAGGGUGAAGGGAGGGUGAAGGGAGGGUGAAGGGGAGGGUGAGAGAGGGUGAGGGAGGUUGAGGGAGGUUUAAGGGAGGUGUGGGUGGGUGAUGAGGGAGGGUGAGGGAGGGUUGUGGGUGGGUUUAAGGGAGGGUGAGGGAGGGUGGAGGGGGGUGGGAAGGGAGGGUGAAGAGAGGGGAGGGAGGUUGUGGGGGGUUAAAGGGAGGGUGAAGGGAGGGUGAGGGAAGUGUGGGUGGGUGAAGGGAGGGUGAGGGAGGGGUGAAGGGAGGGUGAGGGAGGGUGAGGGGAGGGUGAAGGGAGGGUGAGGGAGGUUGUGGGUGGGUGAAGGGAGGGUGAAGGGAGGGUGAGGGAGGUUGAGGGAGGUUGUGGGUGGGUGAAGGGAGGGUGAAGAGAGGGUGAGGGAGGUGUGGGUGGGUUAAAGGGAGGGUGAAGGGAGGGUGAGGGAAGUUGGGGUGGGUGAAGGGAGGGGUGAGGGAGGGUGAAGGGAGGGUGAGGGACGUUGUGGGUGGGUGGAAGGAGGGGUGAGGGAGGGUGAAGGGAGGGUUGAGGGAGGGUGAGGGAGGGAGGGUUGAAGGGAGGGUGAGGGAGGUUGUGGGGUGGGUGAAGGGAGGGUGAAGGGGGGUGAGGGAGGUUGAGGGAGGUUUGUGGGGGGGUGAAGGGAGGGUGAAGAGAGGGUGAGGAGGUUGUGGGUGGGUUGAAGGGAGGGUGAAGAGAGGGUGAGGGAGGUUGUGGGUGGGGUAAAGGGAGGGUGAAGGGAGGGUGAGGGAAGUUGUGGGUGGGUGGGGUGAAGGGAGGGUGAAGGGAGGGGUGUGAAGAGAGGGUGAGGGAGGUUGUGGGUGGGUGAAGGGAGGGUGAAGAGAGGGUGAGGGAGGUUGUGGGUGGGGUGAAGGGAGGGUGAUUGAAGAGAGGGGUGAGGGAGGUUGUGGGUGGUAAAGGGAGGGUGGGGAAGUUGUGGGUGGGGUUGAAGGAGGGUGAGGGGGGGUGAAGGGAGGGUGAGGGACGUUGUGGGUGGGUAAAGGGAGGGUGAAGGGAGGGUGAGGGAAGUUGUGGGUGGGGUGAAGGGAGGGUGAGGGAGGGUGAAGGGAGGGUGAGGGACGUUGGGGUGGUGGGUGAAGGGAGGUGUGAAGGGAGGGUGAGGGAGGUUGAGGGAGGUUGUGGGUGGGUGAAGGGAGGGUGAAGGGAGGGUUGAGGGAGGUUGUGGGUGGGUGAAGGGAGGGUGAAGGGAGGGUGAGGGAGGUUGUGGGUGGGUGAAGGGAGGGUGAGGGAGGGUGAAGGGAGGGUGAGGAGGUGAGGGAGGUUGUUGGUGGGUGAAGGGAGGGUGAAGAGAGAGUGAAGGGAGGAUGAAUGGAGGGUGAAGGGAGGGUGAAGGGAGGGUGAGGGAAGGUGAAGGGAGGGUGAAGGAAAGGGUGAGGGAGGUUGUGUGUGGGUGAAGGGAGGGUGAGGGAGGAAGGUGGUGUGUGGGUGAAGGGAGGGUGAGGCUGUCCAGAGGUGAACGUCAGACCACACUAGGACACCUGUUCAAACUCCUCAGCCAUGAGGUAUGUUUGUCUAAGGCCUCUGGAAACAAGACAUGAGCAGGGUAGAGUUCCAGGACUGCUGCUGGAGGAAGGUUUGUUUGAGGAGGAUUUAACCGCCUGAGGGAAGGCGUGAGGAAAGGAGGAGAUAAGAUAUAGAGAACUGAGACCUGGAAACCACCAUCUCUGCUAACUGGAUUCAUGCAGUGGUGUGGAAACAUGAAAACAAUCAGGUGCUGGAAGGACCCCUCUUCAAAAAAGUGGUUUAACAAGACACAAAAUAGACAAUGUUUCAAUUGUUUUCAAACGGUUGUACCAGGUGCUUUGAAGUGGGCCGAGAGAGUACAGCACUACUUGGACGAGGGAGGCACGGAGGACAUAAGAGGAGACAUACUUAGUCUGAGACCUGACAAUCACUGCACUGCAUAG
Coregonus sp. 'balchen' is the source of this 10867-nucleotide messenger RNA. The record is from the annotation of a GenBank genome assembly. NCBI's taxonomy places the organism in Eukaryota, Metazoa, Chordata, Actinopteri, Salmoniformes, Salmonidae.